This is a messenger RNA of Galdieria sulphuraria, 2000 nucleotides long. RefSeq lists its product as uncharacterized. The record is from RefSeq and is a predicted model, not a curated record. The transcript has a single exon. The coding region runs from base 700 to 1761 and encodes 353 amino acids. Lineage: Eukaryota; Rhodophyta; Bangiophyceae; Galdieriales; Galdieriaceae.
UAAGGAGGAGCACCCUUCGUAAGGAGCAGAGUUUUCUUCUACUCUGUAUCUUACUAGACAAAAGAUAAAGAUAUUAAUAAAUAAAUUUAUUUUUGCUUAGUUCUGUAAAAGAAAACCACGCGAUUUUUCUUUAAAUAUAGCAACGUCAGGAGACUCACGCCGGAAACUUCGGUUUUGUAAGCCUCCGUCAUAAUAUUGAAAAAACCAGUUGUGAAGACGUCAUCUUCUUCGGUCUUGCUCCUCGCAAAGAACUGUUGAAAGACGGACUACCAGAAUUGUGUCACAAUCGAAAGAUUCUGAAAGACUUGGGUUCUGCUCAAAUCUUCUCAGAUAUCUUCCGACGAACUUUUCAAAAGAAUUUCGAAAUCAACUCUUGUGUUCUUCGUAAGGUGCCUCGAAAAACUCUUGCACAGUUGUCUUAACCUUUCGCCAAAAAGGUGUUUGUGGAUCGCCAGAGCCUGCAGUCUUACCUUCGUCGUCCGCCAUUAUCGAAUCGAUACUGAAAAUUUGACAGAAUGACACGUUGCUCACAUCUUAUUGAAUGGUCGCUUGAAUGAUCCUGAUGGGUGGCUUGCAUUUGGGCCACAAUCACCUGUUUCUAUAUUUGGCAACAGAUAAAAUGAAUUGAUUUACAAGAAUUGUUCUUUCAUUGGAAACUAGUUAAGUGUACUUGAGCUAGACAGCACUCUUCUGCAUACUAUGGGAAACACAUUUUCAUGUUUUCCGUUGAAUACGAUAAACGCAAAGCAUAAGGCUUCUUCUAAGGACAGUAUUAACGGCUUCCAAAAGGCUGCUGAAGAGACGAACGGUUGUGGUCCCUCCCUUCCUUUUGUUGGUCCACGAAGAAAAAAGUUUGUGGAACAGGUUAGUUCUUGUAGUGAAGAUAAAGCUAAAGGAGAGAGGCGCCUGGACAAGGCAACACUUGCGCAGUCUGCAACUAACGUUCACAAAAGAGCAGUGAACAGCAAACAGCUUCCCAAGCCGUUGAAAAUUGAAGAAAAUAGUCGUUACAUAGGGCAGGUUCCUAUCUUACUGAGUGAAUUUACAGUCCCUGUUCCCACUUUCUCUUCGAAUAGUAAGAGAACUGAAGAUAUAGCGACAUUUGGUCUUUACCAGAAUCCGAAACGACAGCGUUUGUCUUCUUUUGAUAUUCCUCAAAAAGUAGAUACAUCUCUUGCCGUGCCUAUUGCAAAUCUUGCGUAUCAAGGCGAGCUUUUGGAGGGUUAUCAGAUACCAAGGCACCGAUCUUUCAGCUUGGAUAACGCCGAAGCAGUGCUUUAUAGGUCCGAGAAUUUUUCAAAAGUUGACAAAGGUAGAUGGCGUAAGUACUUGAAGUACUCAGGUGCAGUUAAAAAAUGUUUGUAUACCUUUGAGUGUAGACGAAACACACUGGACUGUCCUUCAUCACUAGACAGAGAUGAUUUGGAAACAUCUAAGUUGCCCAGAACGUGUAAAUUCACUCAAGCCAUCUUUAAUAAUGAUCCAUAUCUUGGGGUUCCUGACUCAAGCAAUAGUUGUACACGUUUCUUAUCUGUUGAACGGCCAACGAAGCUGUUGCAUUGCUCGACUAGCGCUGCAGAACCAUCUGUUGAAACUGGUAUAGCAGAUGAAGCAGAUCAAGACAGCGAUCAUCUACUUGAUGAGUCGGAAACCAUUUCAGACAACGUUAAAUGUGGUAUCUUAUCAAGAAAGCCGCAAUCUAUGAAUGAAGUUAUUCGUACUUGUCAACAUGUGAAUCAGAACUCUUCUGUCAACGAUUAAGAAUUUGUAAUCAGUCGUUUGUUUUAUUAGAUUUGGUAACUAAUUGACUAACUUUGAUUGUCCACGUACUUUUCUGAUCUGUCAAGAAUUGCCUUUUUUGAAACCAUAGAGCAACUCUUAUGUAAAAAAGUUUUUGGUUGCGGUAGACUAUUAAAUAGACAUUGCGACCUUAGAAGAAGUGUUGAAUAAUUAUUCUUUCAACCAGAACGAGAAAUUUGAAUGAAUCAUCUUUAACUGAU